Messenger RNA from Penicillium angulare, 708 nucleotides. RefSeq names its product exosome non-catalytic core subunit CSL4. The record is from RefSeq and is a predicted model, not a curated record. Gene Ontology annotation, biological process: RNA processing. The transcript has a single exon. Lineage: Eukaryota; Fungi; Ascomycota; Eurotiomycetes; Eurotiales; Aspergillaceae. The coding region runs from base 1 to 708 and encodes 235 amino acids. Gene Ontology annotation, cellular component: nuclear exosome (RNase complex); cytoplasm. Gene Ontology annotation, molecular function: RNA binding.
AUGACAACACCCCUCCCACAAGUAGCAAUCCCAGGUCAAUGCCUGGGAUCUGCAUCCAAAUACACAGCCGGUCCAGGAACCCACAUUCAACAAUCCAAUAUCUACGCCUCCAUCGCAGGCCCCGUCAUCCUCGAUCCCGCCCAACCAAACACCCAAACAAAAUCUAUACUGCGAGUCUCACGAACAAUUCCCGCAAAACCCCACCUUGCCUCAACUUCAAAAUCAAAGGAUCGCUACAACACCCUUCCAGCUGUGAACUCCAUUGUCCUGGCACGAGUAACCCGCGUCCAAAAACGUCAAGCAACAGUCUCCAUCCUCGUUGUUCUAGACGAAGACUCUCUUGAUCCUGCUCAAACAUCAGACAAUGACAACAUCGCUUCCAUCUUGACUUCGGCUGCAAAUCCAGAGAAUCACAGCACAACUGAUGAACUACGGUUCCAAGCUUUGAUUCGCAAGGAAGACGUGCGUGCUGUUGAGAAGGACCGUGUUAUUAUGGAUGAGAUGUUCCGUGUUGGUGAUAUUGUUCGUGGCUCCGUCAUUUCUCUCGGUGACCAGAGUUUCUACUACAUUACUACUUCGCGGAAUGAUCUUGGUGUGGUUAUGGCCCGCAGUGAGGGAGGUAAUAUGAUGUUCCCCGUUAGUUGGAAGGAGAUGCGGGAUCCUAUCACCAAUGCUUCUGAGCUGAGAAAGGUUGCGAGGCCCUAUUGA